This is a messenger RNA of Microplitis demolitor, 1657 nucleotides long. RefSeq lists its product as uncharacterized. NCBI's taxonomy places the organism in Eukaryota, Metazoa, Arthropoda, Insecta, Hymenoptera, Braconidae. Bases 211 to 1596 code for a protein of 461 amino acids. The record is from RefSeq and is a predicted model, not a curated record. The transcript is spliced from 7 exons.
CAAAGCCUCAAUUCCUUUGGGGGUUGAAACUACUACCCCCGAUGAUAAGACCUAGACUCGUAGAUGGAUUAAUGCAAUGGACGCGUGCGCGUAUAAUAUAAUCAUACUGGAAUAGCACUUAGACUAUUUAACAUUAACCAAGACCACGAAAUUGACAUUAAAUACAACAAGCUAAUCAGGAAGAUCUGUUCAGCAGACAUAAGGCUAUGAAUGAAGACCAAAUCUUGUUAUUUCGAGAUUGUGGUGGUGUUGCUGCUAUCUGUGAUUCCGUGGCCAGGACCAUCUGUCUUUAAAAUAUCAUGCCCCCGUGAUCGUGCGUCUAUGGUGCGACGAAUCGUACAUAAAAGAUGGAUACCUAUUUUAAAAAAAUAUCAAGUGGAAUUGCCUUUGGAAUGCCCAUUCCACGAAAGUCGAGAUAUAUUUUACCCUCAGCAAGUGGCCAAGAUACAGCACAGGACAUCACAGUGGACAUGUGGACUGUGCGGGAAAUCAUUUUAUGCAGAAAAACAUCUCGAUGCACAUUUCGAUAGCAGACAUAAGAGUAAUGUCAAUACGGCUGAAGAUGCUGUUUGUUUAGCAAAUUAUUGUGACAUCAUGCGUUGUGAUGUCUUGGGUAUGAUGGAACUUGACGGUUCUCUAGUUGAUGAUUCAACAGGUUCAGUAAAUACAGAUAUACAAGUUUGGCGAGAGAAUACAGACAGUAGGGUAACACCUUAUGUGCCCUGUGAAUGUCGUGAAUUAGCGAGGGUGUACAGCAGUAAUGUUGGUAAUAGCGAUAAAUCGGAAAUUAUUUCUACAAGCUCGUCUUAUCAUCGUGCACAUACAAAACAUUGCCAGACAGGUGAACGUGGUACUUCACAGACAGCUUCAUCAACAUCAACAACAACUGCAUCGUCAUCCGGCUAUCAUCGUGAUAUCCCUCAUGAUACUGACAACAAAAGCAGUGCUUGUGAUAAUGAUGAUAACGAGGGUGAAAAUGACACAAGCAAUUUAGUGGAAGCAGCUCUCCCUUCUGCUGGUGAUAGACGAGAAAAAAAUCGUGAGUCAGAAAUUAGGAAUUUUAAAUCAAAUUGUAAUCCAGAGGAAUUACAAAAGCUCAAAAUACAAUGUGAGAUAUUGGUAAGAGAUUGUAUUGCUGGUCUUCUUGCUAAUCUUUCACUAAAAGAUUUUCAAGAAAUCGAGGGAGAAUUAAAUCGUGCAAUUUGUUGGUACUUGAGUUGUGACAGAUAUUGGGAAGAUACAAAACGUCAUCAACGUCAUACACCUUGGUACCUGCUCGUAACAUUUUUGUUUUUACUUUCUUCUGGCAUAUCUGCGUGUUAUUAUGUCGUCUCUCUUCUCCUUAGUUCGGGGGACGACGAUUGCAUGGAUGGUAGCGAGGACAAUCCAGAGUUUCAUGAUGGGCCGGACCGACCAUCUAGUUCUCUUCAUGAUCCCGGAGGUGACGGUCAGUCAGGGGAAAGAAGAAAAUAUGAAGACGAAGAUAGACUGAUUGCUGCCGGAGCAAUGCCGGACCAUUAUAUUUACGUCGCUUAUCCACCAGAACUUAAGCGUCGUCUUCUAGAAAGUUGCUACAAUCGAACCACGAGGUUAUAACUCGACGGAAGAUGAUUAAAUAAAAUAAAAUUUUUUGAUUAACGCACGCACAUAAUCAUGC